Spodoptera littoralis (African cotton leafworm) is the source of this 1452-nucleotide messenger RNA. Lineage: Eukaryota; Metazoa; Arthropoda; Insecta; Lepidoptera; Noctuidae. The record is from the annotation of a GenBank genome assembly.
AUGAUUUGUAACAGGACUAAAGCUUUAUUUAAACUCAUAAAAUUUAAUAAGAAUUUAUCAUACGAUGCGUCUCCAUCACCCAAGUCGAUUGAAUUUAUGCCUCGUCCAAAAUCUCUGCCCAUUGUAGGAACUAAAUUGGAUUUCAUAGCAGCAGGAGGUGGCUCUAAAUUGCACGAAUAUGUCGACUUUCGUCAUAAACAAUUAGGUCCCAUAUUUUGUGAUAAAUUAGGAGGGAAAAUAGAUUUAGUAUUUGUUAGUGAUCCCGCACUAAUAAAAACACUAUUUCUAAAUCUUGAAGGAAAAUAUCCCAUACAUAUAUUACCAGAACCAUGGGAAUUGUACGAAAAGCUUUAUGGGGCCAAAAGAGGCUUAUUUUUCAUGAAUGGAGAAGAAUGGUUAGAAAAUCGAAGAGUUGUUAACAAACAUUUAUUAAAAGAAAAUUCAGAAAAAUUAUUCGAUAAUCCAGUUACAAAUACUAUCAACCAAUUGGUACAGAAAUGGAUUAUUGAAGCUAAAAAGGGCUUUUAUGUGCCAAACUUAGAGACCGAAUUCUAUCGACUGUCUAUUGAUGUGAUAAUAUCAGUAAUGCUAGGAAGUUCUAUCUUCCAUAAGUUUAGCGUACACAGCGAUGCUUUAUUGACUGCAUUUGCGGAAGAAGUCAAGAAAAUUUUCCAGACCACAACGAAAUUGUAUGGGUGGCCUGUUAACAUGUGUCAGAAGAUGAAUUUAAAAGUGUGGAGAGAUUUCAAAAAAUCUGUUGAUAUAUCACUAUUCCUAGCUAACAAAAUUGUCGAGGAGAUGAUAAAUAAUAAACAACCUAAAGACGGACUGAUUAAUCUUCUUAUUGAAGAAAAUCUUAAACCAGAAAUCAUUAAAAGGAUUAUCGUAGAUUUUGUCAUCGCUGCUGGUGAUACGACAUCUUAUACUACAAUAUGGACAUUGUAUCUAUUGUCCAAGAACAAAGAUGUGAGACAAGAACUAUUUAAAAGAAAUUCUAUAGCAAACUAUGCGAUAAAGGAGUCUAUGAGAUUAUAUCCUGUUGCUCCGUUUUUGACCAGGAUUCUGCCCAAAGAAUGCAUCUUCGGACCUUACAAACUUAAAGGAGGCACUCCAAUAAUAGUUUCCAUUUACACAUCUGGAAGAGACGAGCAAUACUUUAGUAGAGCUACAGAAUACCUGCCUUACCGCUGGGACCGCAUGGAUAUAAGAAGGAAUGAUAUUGUGAACCAUGUGUCUUCUGCAUCAUUGCCAUUUGCUCUUGGGGCCCGGUCAUGUAUAGGCAAAAAGCUAGCAAUGCUACAAAUGAAAGAACUUAUAACUCAGAUGGUACAAAACUUUGAAUUUGAAUGUAUAAACAAAGAUGAAGUUACUUCCAAAACAUCUCAGGUACUUGUGCCCAGCCAAGAAAUCAAGUUGUCUUUCUCAUUAAGAAAACCAGAAUGUAGUGAAUAG